Messenger RNA from Funneliformis geosporum, 252 nucleotides. The record is from the annotation of a GenBank genome assembly. NCBI's taxonomy places the organism in Eukaryota, Fungi, Glomeromycota, Glomeromycetes, Glomerales, Glomeraceae.
AAAGAUGACUACAAAAAGGAUGACUACUACAAGGAUGAUGACUACUACAAGAAGGAUGACUACAAAAAGGAUGAUUACUACAAGAAGGAUGACUACAACAAGAAGAAGGAAUAUAAACGUCAUGACUACUACAAGAAGGAUGACUACAAAAAGGAUGACUACAAAAAGGAUGAUUACAAAAAGGAUGAUUACUACAAGAAAGACGACUACAAAAAGGAUGAUUACUACAAGAAAGAUGACUACAAAUACUAA